Pleurotus ostreatus (oyster mushroom) is the source of this 825-nucleotide messenger RNA. RefSeq lists its product as uncharacterized. The record is from RefSeq and is a predicted model, not a curated record. Lineage: Eukaryota; Fungi; Basidiomycota; Agaricomycetes; Agaricales; Pleurotaceae. The coding region runs from base 1 to 825 and encodes 274 amino acids. The transcript has 3 exons.
AUGCCCACAACACAAGCUCCUCGUACCAUCUUCAUAUCCAGACGACAUUAUUGGCCCGCGAUGGACACCUACUUCAAGAAGUUUGGCAAGGAUGCGACUGCGAAAGUCGCGCACCAUUGUGCAAAGAUGACCACCAACCUUCUACAACAAACACCCCUUUAUUCCAAGCAACACGCCUUCUCUACGCCUCGUACAAAAUUGAAUGUCUUCGUAGACCGACUUCUACGAGAGACGAAGAUCCCUCUCCCAAACGCGUUGGCUACAAUUCGGGUCAUCCGUUGGGUGACCAAGGAAGGAUUGUGCCCCCUCUCGUCAUCCUCGCCCCAUCACCUGUUUCUGGCAACACUCCGAGCCGUGUCGCAUUUUGCGUCGCUAGACAGGGGUCACGACGUUGACGCGCAGUGGGUGCGGCACUCAGGAGGCGUUGUGCGUUUGAACGAGAUCUUCUUGAUGAGAAUGGAGCUGGCAGAACUGUUACCGACGUUGGGUGAACGUCAAUGGGCGCUCCUGAGCAAUCUAGGUAGCGAAAAUAGCACUGUUGACGAGCAUUUCGAUGCAGAAUGUCCGCAAGGACAACAGUUGCAUCAUGAAGGACCCAUUCCUCUAGUAGAAACAGCCGGUUCUAGCCUUCUGGUGUAUGAGCAAGACUCUGGCUCUGAUAGCACUCACUACGACUCUCAAUGCCUGGAGGGUUGGCAUAUCGAGCCAGUGCAGUACAUUCAUCGCCGAGAGAAGAUUCGUACGCGCGCUCGACGAGUAGCCUCACGAAUUUUCGGCUCCACGAGUCAGACUAUUCCCCCAAAUCUUUGGUCUCUCCAUCAUUAG